This is a messenger RNA of Lolium rigidum, 1029 nucleotides long. Its product is annotated as adenylate isopentenyltransferase 3, chloroplastic-like. Gene Ontology annotation, cellular component: mitochondrion. Gene Ontology annotation, biological process: cytokinin biosynthetic process; tRNA modification. The transcript has a single exon. Lineage: Eukaryota; Viridiplantae; Streptophyta; Magnoliopsida; Poales; Poaceae. The record is from RefSeq and is a predicted model, not a curated record. Gene Ontology annotation, molecular function: tRNA dimethylallyltransferase activity. The coding region runs from base 1 to 1029 and encodes 342 amino acids.
AUGGCGGGCAUUAGCAAGAUGACAAACGGCGGCAAGGGGAAGAAGAAAGGCAUGGUGGUGGUGGUCAUGGGCGCCACGGCCACCGGCAAGUCCAAGCUGGCGGUCGACCUCGCGCUGCGGUUCGGCGGCGAGGUCGUGAACACCGACAAGGUCCAGGUGCACGACGGCCUCGACGUCGUUACCAACAAGGCCACCGCCCGCGAGCAGGCCGGCGUGCCACACCACCUCAUCGGCGGGGUGCACCCGGACGCCGACUACUCCGUCUCCGACUUCUGCCGCGACGUCACGCGCGCCGUCGAGUCUGUCGUCGCGAGGAGCCGCGUGCCGGUCCUGGCCGGAGGCUCCAACAGGUACCUCGAGGCGCUGCUGGACGGCGGCGGCGACCGGGCAUUCCGCGCGCGGUACGACCUCUGCUUCCUCUGGGUGGACGCCGACCUGACGGUGCUGGACCAGUACGUCCGCGAUCGCGUCGACUGCAUGGUGGAGCAGGGGCUCGUCGCCGAGGUGCGGGAGUUUUACAGUCCUGACGCGGACUACUCUCGCGGGAUCCGGAGAGCCAUCGGCGUGCCGGAAAUGGAUGGCUACUUUCGGCUGCAGGCUGCGGGGGCGCUCGACAGGGACGACGCGCUGCAAGCAAGUGUCCUCGCGGCUGCCGUCGACGAGAUCAAGGAGAACACGUGCGGGCUGGUGCGCCGCCAGCUUCGGAAGAUCCACCGUUUCCGUGGCCUCCCCGGCUGGAGCCUCCGCCGCCUCGACGUCACCAGAGUCCUUGCGCUCAAGGUCGGCGAGGUGGACGACGUCGAGGCGGAGCGCGCUGCGUGGGAGGCGGACGUCGUCGCCCCCGCCACAUGGGUCGUCAAAAUGUUUCUGGGAGGAAUGCUGCUCGAUGGAGGCAGGGACGGCAUGGCGGCAAAGGAGACAGUCAUCGUUGCCGGUGCCGGCGCGGUGGCCGAGUCGUGCGGCCUGCAGCUGGUAGAGGCGGCGCCGUCUCGUGGGUUCCAUGGGAGGAAAGCGGCCGCGGCAGUCUGA